This is a messenger RNA of Impatiens glandulifera, 399 nucleotides long. Its product is annotated as N-alpha-acetyltransferase 30-like. NCBI's taxonomy places the organism in Eukaryota, Viridiplantae, Streptophyta, Magnoliopsida, Ericales, Balsaminaceae. Gene Ontology annotation, molecular function: acyltransferase activity, transferring groups other than amino-acyl groups. The transcript is spliced from 5 exons. The coding region runs from base 1 to 399 and encodes 132 amino acids. The record is from RefSeq and is a predicted model, not a curated record.
AUGCAAUUUGUUAAAAAGGAGGAAAAAAAUAUUCGAAGGACUGUUCUAAACAGUGUUGUGGGAACUCUAGACCUCAGCGUCCGUCAACUUUUGCAAGGAGAAAGAUAUCCAGGGGAGAUGAAAAGGGUAUCUGCUAUCUUGGCUAGCCAAGUGCAUUACGGAACACACCAAUAUGCUUACAUUGCUAAUGUCAGUGUUUCUAAGUUUGCUCGACGUCAGGGAAUAGCUUCAAAUAUGCUACAGUUUGCAACAGAUGUUGCUAAUUUGGCAGGUAUGAGGAAACUAUUUGUACAUGUAAAUGUGGAGAAUGAGGCUGCUCAAGAAUUGUAUAAAAAAACUGGUUUUAAGGUUGUUGAAGCAGCUUCAUCUAGCAGAGGUUUGUCUCAAGUCUAUUCCUAA